Molecule: messenger RNA, 3618 nt
Organism: Entamoeba invadens IP1
Lineage: Eukaryota; Evosea; Mastigamoebida; Endamoebidae
Product: serine-threonine protein kinase
Exons: 1
Biological process (GO): protein phosphorylation
Molecular function (GO): protein kinase activity; ATP binding
Source: RefSeq, a predicted model, not a curated record
GUGGAUAUUAAGAGUGUACUCCAAGUCGGUUCUGGUGACUUUGAAAUAGUCUUAACCAACAAUGUGACUGAAAUUAAAGUAGAAGACUUCUCUGUGCAGGCGCCACUCCAUGUCCAACUAGAUAAGCCCAUUUUUGUCACAAAUUACUCUGACACACCACUCAAUUUUGUCACAAUUCCCAAAAGCGAUUACAACAAAAUUGUGGUGUUGUCUAAGAACAGGAGAGUCACUGUGAAUAAUGGAGAACUCAGUUGUGACGGACAAGGACUUUUGCCACAAAGCCAAAGCGAUUGUCAAAGCGUUGGUCUUGUGAAACACUAUUGUUACUCUUUAAAUAACAAAUUCUUCUUAGACCAGACUUAUACCCAUCUCGACUAUUCGUGUCCUUGUCAAGAUCAGGUACAGACAACGUGUCACUUAAAAAUAGACAAGACUACCUUACAAUUCAAUAUUAACUUUCCAGUCACACAAGUCUUUGUUGAUAACACUGUGACACUUCUCACAGUCGGAAAGUCGUUUUUGCUCACAACAAAUUUGCAACAAGAAAAUUCUGUGACAAUACGUGGCACCAAUAACAACGUGUUUGUACAAACAGAAAACAUCUUUUCGAUAACAAGUGACUACCUCAACAUCAUAUCACUUCCAUCAAGAAAUAUCACAUUCUUGAUACCAACAGCAAAGAGUAAAACAAAGACAAACACAGAAAGUGUCGAUGUAACUAUGACGGAAGACACUUCGAAUUAUUGCACGUCAUUAUUCAUCAAUCAAACAACAAAAUGUCUCAUUUGUGGAGAACGAACAGCUCAAGAUGGAAUGUGUGAAGCCCGUCCCACAGUCGAAAAAUGUGAAUUGUACGACCAAAAGGGGUUUUGUGUCACAUGUGAAAUUGGGUACUUUCUCAAAGUAACAGUAGCUGAAAGAAUGUGUGUUCCCUGUUCUGUCAAUUGUGAACGGUGUGACGAAACAAAGUGUGUUCUUUGUGCAAAUGGUUAUAAAGUGUCACAACUUGGCAAAUGUGAAAGUGUGAUUAAUUGUGAAUUUUACACACUUGGGAUGUGCAAAAAGUGUCUUUUUGGUGACAAAACAACGGAUUACCAAAUUUGUGACACUAAAUGCGACACUUCUUGUUACGAGUGUUAUUCCCUCAAAAGUGAAGGGAUUGUUAAUGAGCGUUGUGAUGUCUGUAACAUCGAUAACCAGUACAUGAAAAAAGACUCAAGUUGUAUAUUAAGUCAAUGGAGUGACAUAGUAUCAAACAAUCACGUUGUACAAUGUACAGAGGGUACACAAUUUGUGAAUGAAAAAUGUGAAAUGUGUCCUUCACGGUGUUCAAAAUGUGCCGACUCAAAUUGUAUGGAAUGUAAAGAUAUCACAGAUGUAUUAAUUGAUGGUGUUUGCUAUGAACAAACAACGACUUUGUGUCAAAUAAUAACCGAUGGCAUUUGUAAGAAGUGUGACACAAACCAUUUUUUUAAUUACAAAACGCAGAGAUGUGAAAGUAUUGAUGAGUCAUGUCAAGUUGCUUUGUAUGAUGGAAAAUGUCUCAAAUGUGUCAACAAAUUUGAUUAUGUGUCUUCUGAUGGUAAGAAGUGUCUUUCAAAACAAAGUGAUAUGACUUGCGAAUAUGCCGAAUACGGCGUAUGCAAGCGGUGCAUCAAUGGGUAUUACCUUGACGAGACAAAAUGUGCUCCAUGUAUCGAAAAGUGUAUUUUAUGUUCAAACAAGUCAAAUUGUGAGCAGUGUAUUUCCAAUUAUAUAUUUAAUACGACAUCACUCUCUUGUGAAACAUUUUCAAUUCCACAUUGUCUGAUAUACAAAGGAUAUGCAUGUGAUAAAUGUGAAAAUGGGUAUUACAAGACGAAUGGCAAAUGUUCAAUAUGUGAAAAUAAUUGUGAGUAUUGUACAUCAAAAGAGAAGUGUAUAUUAUGUUCUUCUGAUUAUUAUCUCCACGAAGAUUCUUGUUAUCAUUCCACUGAUAACAAAAUUCAGAAUUGCACAUCUUUUAGUCCAACUGGUUGUUUAAAAUGUAGUUUGGGUUCUUAUUUAUCCGACAACAUAUGUUUGCCUUGUGAUUCGUUUUCAUCAAAUUGUAUAGAGUGUGACUCCUCAACGCAUAUGUGUCUGACAUGUACAAACACUUACAUAUUAAUCAAUGGUACUUGUACCUAUUAUGAAAAGAUAAAGCACUGUAUUCGUGAACGAGAUAACAAAUGUGAUGAGUGCUCCUUUUCAUAUGUGUUAGGAAAAGAUAAAGUGUCGUGUACAUUUCAAAUAGUAGGAUGGGUGGUGUCUCUUUGCAUCAUCUUUUUCUUCAUUCUACUUGCCAUUCUCAUCUUCUUAAUUUUCAUGGUAUUUGUGGCCUUCAGCAACCACAACGAAAAGGUGAAACAAAUGAGGACUAAUGGCAUUUUCCCUUUAAAAUACUGUGAUGUGCAAUUAACACCUUACCCAACAACUCCAUCACUCCUCACAAGUACAACAUUAUUAGAAUAUCAAGACAAACUUCAGAUUCACAGAGAAUAUAUUGUCGAUUUUUAUAUCGGAAAUAAAGAUCAGGAAACAGUCACUAUUACCUUUUUAGUUACCAAAGAUACUCGAUACAACGUUUCAUUUGAUCCAGAAGUACUUGUAUUAAAGUCAAACAAAUGUUGCCAAGUCAAAGUACUGUUGAUGCCACUCUGCACCUUCUCUUCCCAAAUUCCAUUAACUUUUCCAGUCUCGAUCAACAACAAGAGUGUGACACCCUUAGAAUUUAAAGUCGCUGUUACUUCAGCAGAGAGUUUGAGUCUUGACCCAACCUUGUUAGACUUCAACGAGACGUUGAAGACCAAUUUCACAGAAGAUGUUUGCAUCGGGAGGUUUAACAACAAAUCAGUGAAAGUGAGGAACAUUGGGUUUUUCGACUACAAACAGUCUGAAGAAAAAAGAUCGUAUGAAGAUCCCUUAGUCAUCUUAGAGGCAUUCCCAAACAACCCGUUUUUAGUGAAAUACUUUGGGAUGGUAACAAUGAAAAGUGCUCGGUACUUAGUCACUGAAUAUGUUCCUCUCGGUACUAUGCAAAAUGCCAUCGACGCAAAAGCAAACUACCCAUUCAAAUUGAAAGCUCGGAUCUGCCAAGACAUUACCACCGCCUUAUCUAUUUUGCACACACACAACUUUUUACACUUAAACAUCAAACCUUCCAACAUUUUACUUCUUGGAGAAGACUUGUCCGACCCUCAAAAUAUUCCAGUCGCUAAAUUGGCUGACGCCGGUUAUAAGUAUCACAUCAACAAAUUCUUCAAUAAGAAAAUUGAAGUCGUGGAAGACCCAACUUACUUAGCUCCAGAAAUUUUAAACGGUCAAAAACUUACACAAAAAACUGACAUAUAUUCCCUUGGAAUGGCAAUGUAUGCUACCCUUGCAAUGGCCAAUCCCUUCUCCCCAAUGGAGUUUAAGCACUCUUGGACAAUUGAAAAGUUUAUUUGUGUUGGCAGACGUCCUCCUUGUUUGAUUGGGAUGGAUCCAACACUUUUUGACAUCAUCGCAAAUUGUUGGGAACACUGUUCUGCAGAUCGGCCUGUGGUGAAUGAGGUGCUUCAAAACAUUAGAGGCAUUACUUCUCAUUUUAUUCAGUGA